AUGAGCAGAAUCAGUAUUCCAGAAGAGAAUCUCAACUGUCAUCACAUUCUCUUUAUCAAGGAUGUCAAGGAAUCAGCAUUCAUACACAACCGCAACUGCUACAAGACCAGAAACACAAAUCUGAGCUAUAGAUUUGCCAGGCUGAAUGGCGUUAUUAUUGUCACACAGAAAUCCUCAUUGUCAAACAGAAGCGAGGAUUCUAUUUGGUUAGACGAUGGUACAGACGUGAUUCGAGUUGAAUUACCACAGACCGUACUAUUGAGAAAGAAUGCAUAUCUCAUCGAAAAAGGUGCAUCAUUGACAGUCUUUGGAUCAGUUCAGACAUUGGAUGGCGACGAGAUCAUUUUGCAUUGCAAUGGAUUCCAGGUGGAUGAGGAUGGUGGUGCCCUGAGUGAGAUAUAUCAUUGGCUGAAAGCGGUAGCAGAUCGACCUCGCAAUGUAUCAUCCCAAAGAAACAUGUUUUACAGUGUAUCAUCAGCUCCAUCUCCCAACCGUUUGCUCAAAGAGGACUUUAUGGUGUCGCCUUUAAGAGACUUUACAACAGACAAUAGCAAGUACCUGUGGUCCCCGGAUCACGUCUUUGCCACAUCUACACCGUUGAAGCUGAUGCAAGAAAAUGAACCAGGCGCAAUGGCAGCAAUCAAUGAGGAUGAGGAUGAGGAUGAGGAUGAGGAUGAUGAGUUUGAUACCUUUGGAGAGGACAUUGAUCUAGCUGCUGUAGAAGCUGCUGCUCUGCAACAAUUCGAACAGCAGCAACAGCAGCAACAACCGAAUAAGCGUAAAUACUCAUUGUCCAUGGAUUGA
Molecule: messenger RNA, 804 nt
Organism: Mucor velutinosus
Lineage: Eukaryota; Fungi; Mucoromycota; Mucoromycetes; Mucorales; Mucoraceae
Exons: 3
Coding region: 1-804 (267 amino acids)
Source: RefSeq, a predicted model, not a curated record